This is a messenger RNA of Zasmidium cellare ATCC 36951, 1491 nucleotides long. RefSeq lists its product as uncharacterized. The record is from RefSeq and is a predicted model, not a curated record. The transcript has a single exon. NCBI's taxonomy places the organism in Eukaryota, Fungi, Ascomycota, Dothideomycetes, Mycosphaerellales, Mycosphaerellaceae. Gene Ontology annotation, molecular function: flavin adenine dinucleotide binding; NADP binding; N,N-dimethylaniline monooxygenase activity. Bases 1 to 1491 code for a protein of 496 amino acids.
AUGGCGUGGCAACCACUGGAGAAGGGCGAGAACAACUACGACGUGGUCAUCGUAGGAGCCGGUAUCUCAGGCAUCAACUUUGCCUACCGCAUCCAGGAACGAUGCCCCAACCUGUCCUACACCAUCCUCGAGGGUCGCCACGAGAUGGGCGGAACGUGGAGCUUGUUCAAGUACCCCGGCAUCCGCUCGGAUUCGGAUCUCUUCACAUUCGGCUUCCCGUGGCGACCCUGGAAGGAGAACACGGCCAUCGCGCAGGGUGAUCUGAUCAAGCAGUAUGUCAAGGACUCCGCCGCCGCGUACGGCAUCGACAAGCGGAUCCAAUACCAGACCCUGGUCAGCGGCGCGCAGUACGAUUCCGCAAACAAGACCUGGACGCUCGCGGCGACCACCAAGGGCACCGAGAAGAGGACCAUCAAGUGCCGAUUCAUGCUCAUUUGCACGGGCUACUACGACUAUGAGACCCCCCUGCAGACCGAGAUCCCUGGCAUCAACGACUUCAAGGGCGAGGUCAUUCACCCACAGUUCUGGCCGGAGAAGCUCGACUACACCAACAAGGAAGUCGUCAUCAUUGGCUCCGGCGCGACCGCCAUCACUGUCCUUCCCGUCAUGUCCGAGACCGCCAAGCGAGUGACGAUGCUGCAACGAUCGCCCAGCUACGUGAUGGCCAUUCCCCAAGAAGACGCCCUCGAGAAGUUCAUCCGGCGGUGGUUCAACUGGUUCCCAGCCUUCCAGCACGCCGCGAUCCGAAUCAAGUGGAUCCUCGCCCCCCUCCUCUUGACCACCCUCUCCGCCAAGUUCCCCGAACGAGUCAAGGCGACGAUGCACAAGCUCACCCAGCAGCAACUUCCCUCCUCGAUUCCCCGCGACCCCCACUUCACGCCCAGAUACUACCCGUGGGAGCAGCGAAUGUGCAUGUGCCCCGACGGCGACUUCUUCAAGAGCUUGCGUUCAGGAAAGGCGAACAUCGCCACGGGCACCAUCCAGAACAUCUCGGGCAAGACCAUCAAGCUGAACGACGGCCAAGAGAUCAACACGGACAUCAUCGUCACCGCGACCGGCCUCAAGCUGCGCUUCGCCGGCGGCAUGGACCUCAAGGUGGACGGCAAGCCGUACAACGUCUCGGAGCACUUCGUGUGGAAGGGCCAGAUGUUGCAGGACCUGCCCAACGCGGCCUUCGUCGUCGGCUACGUCGAUGCGUCGUGGACGCUCGGCGCCGACGCCACCGCCCAGCUCAUCACGCGCAUGUUCAACCAGAUGAAGAAGGAGGAUGUCGUCGAGGUGAUCCCGCAGUUGAGCGCCCAGGAGAAGAAGACGAUGAAGGAGUCCAGCCUCCUGAGGCUCAACAGCACGUACGUCACCAAGGGCAAGAAGACCCUCCCCAUGGCCGGUGACCAGGGCCAGUGGGUGCCGCGUUCCAACUACAUUCGGGAUAUCUUCAUGGCGUGGUAUGGAGACAUCAAGUCCGGCACCGUGUGGGUUCGUGGGGUUUAA